CACCUCACUUCGGCCAAAGAAUUUCAAGUAGCAGCAGCUCUCAGCUCACACCCUCUCCACUCCACUCUCCCAGACCUUUCAAAAAACCCAGGCGAAGCCAAAGCCCCCGGAACGCCACCACGUGGUAGCCGGCCGGUGCCGCAAGCUACGAAGCUACAAGCACGGUGCCAGACAGCCAUGGUGGCCGCCGGAGCAGCGCUGCGGCUGCGCCUCCUCUACCGGAUGCUUCGCGUGGGGGAGCUCCUCGCACUCGUGGCCUUCCUCUCCUGGUCGUCCUCCCGCGUGCCGUCCGCGGCCGCUGCGGUGCUGCGGCUCGCCGGGUCGCUCCUCCUCAACGCCCGCUUCGUCUUCGUGCUCGGCAACGCCAUCGUGCUCCUCCUCUUCGCGCUGUCGAGACACGACCUCUCCUCCUCUUCCAACCAGCAGCAGACGAGCACGGCCAGCACGACCGCCACCCCACCGCCACCGCAGGCCGCGCAGGCCGCCGCCAGCGCCAGCUUCCCUUCCUUCGCCACGCCAGCUCCGACGCCUUCCAGCACCUUGUUGGAAGAAGUCGCCUCCUUCGCCACGCCGGCGGCUCCACCUCCUGCAUCCGUGGAGGCGCCGGAGGUGGUAGCAGCAGCCCCGGCGGCGCCCGAGCCGGCGCACGCGGCCGCGGCGUUCGAGGACAAGCCGGCGGUGCGCGUGAGCAAGCUGGCGCGCGCGCCGAGGCGGAGCAGGUCCGAGAAGAUGGGCCCGCGGCUGGCGCGGCGCGCCGUGUCGCCCGAGCUGCGGCGCUCCGAGUCGGAGAACGGGCGACGGCGGCGGUCGUCCGUGACGGCGCGCGACGCGCAGGCGUGUUGGGGCAUGGACGACGCGGACGAGUUCCGGCGCACGGUGGAGGCGUUCAUCGCGAAGCAGACGCGGUUCCACCGCGAGGAGUCCAUGGCCGUGGUGGCCGGCGGCGGGGGAGGCGGCCACUGCGGCGCCGCCGCGGCCUUCACCGGCGGCGCCCUCGCCGUCGUCGAAUAAAGUUGACGUAGCGGUGGAACGGCCCUGUGCAAAGUACAUAAAGGAGAAGCUUCCCUUGCUGAACUUGUCGAUCUCGUGUUCAUAGUCUCGCCAAGGGGCUCUGCCCCUGCUCUUCAGAUCUGGACGUCCUUCUUCUUUUCAGUUUCUUUUUCUUGUCGCAUUUCUUCGUUUCGCCCAUAGGAACCUGCGAGGCAUCGAGUUGACGGGGGUUUUGGAGCCGUUGGAUCGUGGAUCCAGCAGAGCGAUCGAAAAUCCUGUGGGUCUGACGACGAAGGAAAUGGACCUGAAAUUUGCAUGCAUGAUGGUCUUUCGAGUUACGCGGGAAUGCAUCGUGAAUUCGGAUGUUA
Messenger RNA from Setaria italica (foxtail millet), 1358 nucleotides. Its product is annotated as predicted GPI-anchored protein 58. The record is from RefSeq and is a predicted model, not a curated record. The transcript has a single exon. Lineage: Eukaryota; Viridiplantae; Streptophyta; Magnoliopsida; Poales; Poaceae. Bases 178 to 1011 code for a protein of 277 amino acids.